UUGCCGUCCUUGCACCAUGGCGGCCGCCGCUCUUGCGGCGUGGCUGGCUCUACAGCCGGGGGCCAGAAGUUUGCGUGCAUUCUCUAUCGCCACGUCCCCACAGGUUCCGAGAUUUAAUCCGCAAAGAACAUCCAAAACUGAACGGCCGCCGAAAAGAAAGGCACUGCCUCCAAGGACAGAGAAAAUGUCUGUUGACCAGGACUGGCCUAGCGUUUACCCUGUUGCAGCGCCAUUUAAACCCUCUACAGUACCUCUUCCUGUCAGAAUGGGGUAUCCAGUAAAAAAGGGCAUGCCCAUGGCCAAGGAGGGCAAUCUAGAACUUUUAAAGAUCCCUAAUUUUCUGCAUUUGACUCCUGUAGCAAUUAAAAAGCAUUGUGAAGCUCUUAAAAGUUUUUGCACUGAGUGGCCAGCUACACUGGACAGUGAUGAGAAAUGUGAAAAGCAUUUUCCAAUUGAAAUUGACACUGCUGAUUAUGUUUCAUCAGGACCAUCUGUUCGAAACCCCAAAGCACGAGUAGUAACCUUAAGGGUUAAACUUUCCAGUUUGAACUUAGAUGACCAUGCAAGGAAGAAACUUAUUAAGCUUGUCGGAGAGCGAUACUGCAAGACCACAGAUGUGCUUACCAUCAAAACAGACAGGUGCCCUUUAAAGAGACAGAAUUAUGAUUAUGCAAUGUAUCUACUAACAGUUUUAUAUCAUGAGUCUUGGAAAACUGAAGAAUGGGAAAAAAAUAAGACUGAAGCAGACAUGGAAGAGUAUGUUUGGAAAAACAGCUCCUCAGAAAAAAAUAUCCUGGAAACACUUCUCCAGAUUAAAGCUGCUGAUAAGAAUACAGAAGUAAAUAAAGAAGAGCUCCUUAGUACUAAAGAAGUUGAAGAUUAUAAAAACUGUGUUGUUAGUCUUAAGAACGAGGGGGACAAUGAAAAUUCCCUUUCUCAGUACAAAGAAUCAGUGAAGAGACUAUUAAAUCUGACAUGAAUUACGAAGUAGAAAAA
Messenger RNA from Nycticebus coucang (slow loris), 996 nucleotides. It is a transcript of the gene MRPS35, whose product is annotated as mitochondrial ribosomal protein S35. Gene Ontology annotation, molecular function: structural constituent of ribosome. Lineage: Eukaryota; Metazoa; Chordata; Mammalia; Primates; Lorisidae. Gene Ontology annotation, biological process: mitochondrial translation. The record is from RefSeq and is a predicted model, not a curated record. The transcript has 8 exons. Gene Ontology annotation, cellular component: mitochondrial small ribosomal subunit. The coding region runs from base 17 to 979 and encodes 320 amino acids.